GUCUACCGCCAAUACGACGAUGCUGGUUGGAGCUGUUCUAUCUGCUAUCACCCUGUUAGCUUUCGCCCCGAUCGCCGAUGCCCACGGCAAUCUCAAGGAACCUCCAGCGACGUUCGAAGAUGGAGCACCUACCGUCGAAUGGGUCACGAUGAUUGACAACUACUGGGACAUCGGAUCUGGUGGUGACCAAGUCGGCAAGUUUAAGACCAUGGCCAAGGAGAAAGGCAUGAGUGUGAAGGAUGUCGUGCUGGACAUGGUCAAGGACAAGAAAUGCGGCUAUACACGCACGGACGUGGACCCUAAGCCGAUCCCCGCGGACGGAAAGGUUAAAUGGUGGGGCAACGGCGGUGGAGGCUUCACUCACGUUGGUCCGUGCGAGCUUUACAUUGACGACAAGAUGGUUCUUCACGGUGACAACUGUGAGGAAGACUUUCCAGGUGGUCCCGACGGCUCGGAAAAGAUGUCGGAGAUGCCCGUCGACUUCUCGUCGUGCAACGGCAAAUGCACACUGACAAUCUACUGGCUGGGGUUCCAGAAUGCGCAAUGGCAGGCGUACGUUAACUGUGUUCCUCUGCAAGGAAGCGGCUCAGCGACGCAAACGCAAGCGUCGACUGGUGGAUCUGGCGCUGAACAGAAAACCCCUGAGGCGCCUGUUAAGUCGACUACUGGUUCAAGAACGGAGGAACAAGCGCUGGAGGCUCCUUCACCGGAAACGCAGUCAAAGAAAAGCUCUUCAAAUGGGGAAAAGACUCCGGAAGCUCCUGCGACUCAAGCUACACCAGCUCCAGCUGAUGAAAACCCGGCAGAGAAGACCCCGUCAACUGAGGCGCAGACGACCGAAGUUCCAUCGUCGGAGGCACAGGACACGAAGUGCAACGCUCCUGCUCGUCGUCUCCGCAAGAAAAUCUCGGUCGUUUAAAAGUCCAAUGCCAAUCCGUGCACAAGACUGCUUGGAAGCUGCGAGUUGCAGAACACAAGGAGUUUACGUUGAUGAAGUCACUCAACAAAGUUGAUCUUGUCUAUCC
Molecule: messenger RNA, 1025 nt
Organism: Phytophthora nicotianae INRA-310
Lineage: Eukaryota; Oomycota; Peronosporomycetes; Peronosporales; Peronosporaceae
Exons: 1
Coding region: 20-919 (299 amino acids)
Source: RefSeq, a predicted model, not a curated record